Molecule: messenger RNA, 1596 nt
Organism: Symbiodinium pilosum
Lineage: Eukaryota; Dinophyceae; Suessiales; Symbiodiniaceae
Source: the annotation of a GenBank genome assembly
AUGACAUGCUUGGGCCCGUCUCUGUCCGCUCCAGACUCCAUCAACAUGGCACCAACGCUGUUGGCCAGGAGUUGCGUUCAUCCUGGCUUGGCCAUCUUUGCCUUUGGUAUGACCCGCUACGGAAGUCCCUCAUUGUCAGUGCCCGACAUCCUGCAGUCGGACCCCUCGAUGCUUCUGCGGACAUCCCUUCAAACUGGCUUGAUGAUGUUUGCCUAUGGCAUGGCCCGUAUGGGCUUCACGCUCUUGGCGCUGGAUUUUGUACACUUGGACUUCGUCACAUCCUUGCGAGGACUUCUGUGCUCGGACUCGGCACUCUCUGCCUUUGGAAUGUCGUGCCUGGAGCCACCGCUCCCAGUGUUGGACUACAUCCACCUGGGCCUCACCAUGCCACUGCACGGCCACGUACAACUGGGUAGUGCCAUGCCAGUGUAUGGCGUGUCUUGGCUAGGAUCCUUGCUGUUGCUCCUGGACUAUGGAAACAUGGGCUUCACGCCCUCCCUGCAUGGAUUCUUGCGCGUAGGCCUGCUUCCGUCAGCCUUUGGCAUGUGCCGGCUUGGACUGUCUCUGUUGGCGCUGGACUCCUUGCACCUAGGUUCUGCUCCGUUACCGCAAAGCCACGUACACUGUGGGAGUGCACUACUGGCCUAUGGAAUUGCUUGCCUUGGACUGACUCCGCUAGUCUUGGACUUCAUUACGCUGGGACCUGCAGUCUUACUUCGAUCAUGCGGUCGCCUUGGACUUUCUCUGCCUCUCUAUGGGGCUAUGCGCCCAGGGCUGAUGCUACCUGUGCUGGAUUGGAUGAGUUCUGGAAGCACUGUGCCUAUCCACAGCUUCGUGAAGCUCGAACUCCCGCCGCCUGCAUUCGGGAUGACACGCUUGGGCUUUCCAAUGCCGGUGUCGGACUCUGUGAACACAGGGUUACUGCUGCCCCUGCAAAGCCUUGUAUACCUGGAUAGCCUGAUGCUGGCCUAUGCAAACCUCCGUCUUGACUCCAGCCUGCUUACCUUGGACUAUGUGACUGCUGGCUUGGCAGUAUCAUUGCAAUCGUACAUGCGCCUAGGAUUUGUGAUGCCUGUCUAUGGAGUCACGCAGCCGGGUUUCUCCUCGUCAGCCCUGGACCUCAUUCAGUCCGACCUGCCCUUACUCUCGCAAGGCUUCGUUUGCUUCGAGCCGCCCAUGCUUGUAUAUGGAAUGGCCCGAAUGGAAUCAUUUCUGCUGAUUCUGGACCCUGUAUGCCUGGAACCAUCCAUGCUGUCGAGAACCUUCGUGCGCCCAGGUUUUACAUCGCCCGCAUCUGGUGUUGCUCGAUCGGGAUCGCCCUUGCCAGCCCUGGAUUUCGUGUCACUGGACAGCGCGCCAUCCAUGAGACAGCUUGCUUGCUUGGGUCUUGCCUUACCGACCUACGGGACGGUCCGCUUGGGUUCUCCUCCACUGAUGCUGGACCAUGUGACUUUUGGUAGCUUUCUGCUUCUUCGUGGCCUGGGGUGCAUGGACUCUUCCACCUUCGCGUCUGGCUUGACCUGCUUGGGACUCACACCUCCUGCUUUGGACUACGUGCACAUGGCUUCUUCGGCCUCCUUGCGCAGCUUCGGAUGA